CAUCUCUGUUUUUAUUGUUUUCUAUUUUUUUUUCUAGCUUUCGAAUGAUGAUUUCAGAGUUUGAUAUUGUGUUCAAUUAUGGGGGUAAAUGGGUAUUUUCACCUGACCUAGUAUACUGUGAAAAACUUGUGCACUUAUGGACAUCAUUUGAUCCUGAUUUAUUGAGUUAUAAGGAUAUAUGUGAUGAGUUUACCUCUAGAUUAGGGUUUGUCAAAGUUAAACAAUUGUUAGUGGUUGAGCCUUUCGGGUAAGUACUAUUUGGUAGAAGGUGAUGAGAGUAUCAGGGAUCUUCUUUGCUUAUUAUAUAACAAAUUCAAGGUCUUAAAUUUCUUUGUUGUUGAUGAGAGCGAGUCGACUAUUUUUGCUCCACAUACCACAGACCAUACAAAAACAUAUCAUGUAGAUAUUGAGGUUGGUACAGACUGUGAACAUAGUCUUGGUUCUGGUGGUGAAUACGAAACUUCAAAUAGUGAGGAGUAUAAUUCUGAUGAAAUUGAGGGUAUUAGCAAUGAAAGGAAGAGGGUUGUAGAUGAUAGGUUGGAAAACUAUAAGGAGUUGAAGCUAGGUAUGUCAUUUAAGGACAUGAAAGAAGGCAGACAGACUGUGAAUUUUUAUGCUUUAGCUAACAAAAAGGCUUUGGAGUUGAUUAAAUGUGAAAAAAAAGAAUCAGGUAUGGUUGUCAAGAAGGGUGCCCCUUUAGGUGUCUAAUUUCUGAAGAUGGGAGAACUGGUGGGUUUAAGAUUAAAACUUGGAAGGAUGAACACACAUGUGAGUAUGCCUUUAAGAAUCCUAGAGCUGAUUUUGCCACAUUAGCUCAGUAUUUUAAAAGUAAGGUCCAAAAUAACCCUAAAUACAUGAUUAAAGAUACGAGAGGCGAGCUUGAACAUGGUUUGAAGUUGAAUGUGACUAGAUCCAAACUGAAAAGGGCUAAGAAUAUGGUUCUUCAAAAACUGGAGGGUAGUUUUAUAGAUGAUUACAACAAACUUGAGGUAUAUUGCCAAGAAAUUAGGUUGUCUAAUCCGGGAAGUGAUGUAGUCAUAAAUAUCUCCAAAGAUGCACUAGCAGAAGGUAAGAGAAUUUUUUUGAGAGUGUACUUAUGCUUUAAUGCUUUGAAGCAAGGCUGCAAAAAUGGUUUGAGACCAUUAAUUAGAUUAGAUGGUACAUUCUUAAAGGGUAGAACCAAUGGUCAGUUGUUGGUGGAAUUAGGACAAGAUUCUAUGAAUUAUUUUUACCCACUAGCAUGGGCUGUGGUGGACAAGGAAACAAGCAGGACUUGGAGUUGGUUCAUGGAGCUGUUGAAGUUGUCUUUGGAGCUUAAAACUGGUGCAGGAAUCACAUUCAUAUCAGAUAUGCAAAAGGGCUGUUGGAUGCUGUUAGCACAGUACUUCCUGAAGCUAAUCACAUGUACUGUGUGAGACAUAUUGAGGCUAACUGGUGCAAAGUAAAGGAAGAGUGGUGAAAUGAGAAAGUUAUGGUGGUGUGCAUGGAGUUCAUAUGAUGAAGAGUUUAAAGACCAAUUGAAAAAAUUAGGGAAUCUGUCUGAAGAUACUGCAAAGGAUAUCUUAAAGUAUCCCCAAGGGCAUGGUGCAGGGCUUAUCUUGACACUCAAUGUAAGAAUAGAUGGUUGAUAACAACUUCGCUGAGUCAUUUAAAGCAUGAAUUCUUGAGGCUAGAGGAAAACCAAUUAUCAAAAUGUUGGAGGACAUAAGAGUGAAAGUGAUAGUGUUGUUAGGAGAUAACGAGGCUAAGGUGAGAAGUUGGAAUGCAGAAUAUAAUCCAGCUUGCUUGAAACUGUAUAGUGAUUGGAGGGGAUUUAUCUGGCAUUCCUUUCCCUCAUGCAAUAAAAGCAAUGAUGUAUAAGAGGGUAGAGCAUCUAGAUGAAAUCCAUUGGUGGUAUAGUAAAGAGGCAUACUUGCUAACAUAUAAGGAAAAACUUCAGCCUGUUAUGGGUCGGCAGUUCUGGAAAAUUGAACCUUCACAUGCCAUGUUACCUCCUGAUAUUGUGAAGCAAGAUGGCAGACCCAAAGUGACAAGAAAUGGGAACCAGAUGAGGCAAGAAAAAGGAUAGGGCAGUGGAGUCAAUCAAGGAAGGGGACACAUAUGACAUGUAGUAAUUGUGGUGAGCCAAAUCACAAUGCAAGGGGUUGUUACAAGCCUAAGUCUUCUGGAAAUGUUACAAGUUGCAGUCAAACUCAAGAAUCUGAUCAACCAAACCACA
Molecule: messenger RNA, 2218 nt
Organism: Nicotiana tabacum (common tobacco)
Lineage: Eukaryota; Viridiplantae; Streptophyta; Magnoliopsida; Solanales; Solanaceae
Source: RefSeq, a predicted model, not a curated record